GUGACUACAUGCCAACAGAAACGCCGUGCUUCUACGCAGCUGUUGGCCAAAAUCAUACUGACAACGAUACGGAAAACUGACAUAAAAGUAAACAACUCAUUACUCGACGAUUCGCUUCCGUUUUCAGGAAGCACAGCGCAAGACCUGGACGAAAUUCUGCUGCCACUGGAAAUAAAGGGCAUGGACUUAAAUGACUUUGUGGUUCCAAACAACAAGACCAGAUCUGUCAAGCUCAAUGCCAGGAACCUGCAAAAACUGCAACUGGACACCACGGCUCUUGCCAGCGAGAGCAAGGAGAUGGAAGAGAAACUGGAACAGCUGAAAGAAAACAUGAGUAAGGAGAAGGAGGAGAGAGGACAUUUAAGAGACUUUAGGUGGAGAUUUGGACAAUGCAUGUCUUCAGACAGCAACUCUCAACCAAACGGCUUCAAGAGGACAAAUGACAACAAAAUCCAAAAACUUUCAGCGGGCAAACUGAAGAUCAGAGUUCUGAAAGAUGAAUCAUUGUCAGCCCCACCUCAGUCUUCACCUUCAGUCCCGAGCUCUGGUCUUGGAAUGACGAGAAGAAGCAGAGUAAAGGGAACAAUCUCCAGACAGGAAAUCAAGACAGCUAAAUUAACAGACGCACAGGCUCAUGUGAUAUGCCAAGACGUCAGCUGCUUCCAGAGACAGAUUAACCCUGGCUCUUCUCCCAAUGCCUAUAAUCCUGAAUCCACUGCAAGUCCUGAUUCCAAUCACAGCAUCACAUCCCCAACCAUACCCGGAAGAGAAGAUGAGAGCUCAAAGAAAGGAACAAAGGUCAAGGAAAAACAGAUGAAAAGUCCUGAUAUCUGCAGCCAGGUGCCAGUUGUGAAACAUGAACAGGAGAAAGCGGUGGGAGUAACCGCAGAUGAUAGACGUGAAUUGGCCAACCUUUUCACAGGACGGUACAGUGAGGAGGAAUCUGCAAGAUCUUUUCAGGAAGCUCUCAUGGAGUGGAGAAAAGAAAGGAGUGAGGGAAUAGGAAAACUUGUCCUAAACGAUGUACUAUGGACACCCGUGAGACCAGCAUCAGUGUCAGCCAUGUCGACCCAGACUGACCUUUCUCCAGACAGAGAAGCUGAAGGACAAAAAAGAGAAGGAGCAGAAGGAAAGCUAACUGUCAAGCUGGAGUUUUCUGAAAACAGCCUUACCUACAUGGAAAGGUUGGUUCUCAAGAAGCACCGCAGAACACCAGUUGAUAGUCCAUCACUGGCUUUUGGUAUGGAUUUCAAAUCAUUACCUACCACGGACACUGAAGAAGAGAUGGCCAUCAGCCUGACUGCUGAAGAGGAGGAUUUUCAUCAGUACUGCUCAUCACUGUUCAGUGUUCCUGUCAGCCAGGACAGGACUGAGCCACAGCUUUCCACACCUGAAUUGUGUCUUGUCAUAGAAGUCUUGGAUGAGGUAUGCAUAGAUAUGAAGAAAGUGUCUCUUGUUGAAAAGAAGUUGGAUAACAACAGAAUAGUUUCAGCUGUUCAGCAAAUCUCUGGGAUGGAACAGAGUGAAAUGUCCCAAACACCCCUGUUUGUGCAUAGGGCUUUAGAAGCUGAACACUCCUCUCCCCAUCCACCACAAAAUUCAAAAAUUGACAAUUCACUGAAAGGUGAUGAAAAACCAGACUGCUGGGUUUGGAUCAGAGCAGUUCUGUGAUCUGGAUGGGUUUUCGCCUUUAGGUUUGGACACGGAUACCGGUCGCCCCGACCCACCAGAGCAGACUCACUGUGACAGACUUCACACGUGCCAAUUUUCCGUGCAUGACUCAGAAC
This is a messenger RNA of Fundulus heteroclitus (mummichog), 1787 nucleotides long. RefSeq names its product zinc finger, B-box domain containing (gene zbbx). Gene Ontology annotation, cellular component: motile cilium. Gene Ontology annotation, biological process: cilium movement. The record is from RefSeq and is a predicted model, not a curated record. The transcript is spliced from 14 exons. Lineage: Eukaryota; Metazoa; Chordata; Actinopteri; Cyprinodontiformes; Fundulidae. Bases 181 to 1671 code for a protein of 496 amino acids.